Molecule: messenger RNA, 2843 nt
Organism: Perca fluviatilis (European perch)
Lineage: Eukaryota; Metazoa; Chordata; Actinopteri; Perciformes; Percidae
Product: E3 ubiquitin-protein ligase TRIM21-like
Exons: 4
Coding region: 183-2096 (637 amino acids)
Molecular function (GO): protein binding; zinc ion binding
Source: RefSeq, a predicted model, not a curated record
CACUGGAAAGAGGAGAGAUACAACGUCACACUCCAGAAAUUAAAGUUAAGUUUGUCAGAGUGUCAGCCACGCUGCAGUAGAGACAAGACUCUGUUUCUCUCUGAAAGAAAACUCAAACUGACUUCAUCAGGUCUUUCUCAACAACACAGCAGAGUCUCUGCCAAACACUGCACGAAGCCACAAUGACGGCAGUGGACCUUUUCAACACUUUGGAGGAUUUAAAAGAAGAGGAAUUUAAGAAAUUCAAAUGGUGUCUGCAGCAAGACAUCCUGGAAGGCUACCAAAGCAUCAAAGUGGCCAAGUUGGAGAACACAGAAAGGCAGGACACGGUGGAUGUGAUGGUGAAAACCUAUCACCUUCAAGGAGCUCUGAAGGUGACCAAGAAGGUUUUAGAGAAGAUCAACAGGAAUGAUCUGGUGCAGAGUCUGCCAGACACCAGCUCAGGACCAGAAGAUAUGGCUGCUGCAAACUACCUCCAAUCUGAAGAUCAGUUUCUGUGCUCCAUCUGUCUGGAUGUGUUCACUGAUCCUGUGACUACAUCAUGUGGUCACAACUUCUGCAAAAACUGCAUCACUGAACACUGGAAUACUAAUGACCACUACCUGUGUCCCCUGUGUAAGGAGGGUUUUACCACAAGACCUGAUUUGAGGGUCAACACUUUGUUCUCUGAGAUGGUUUCUCAGUUCAGACAGUCAGCUCAACAGAAAGCCAGCAGCAGCAGCUCAGAGCAACAAGGGUCCAAACCAGGAGAAGUUCCCUGUGAUGUCUGCACUGGAACCAAACUGAAGUCCCUGAAGUCCUGCCUGGUGUGUCUGGUCUCCUACUGUGAGACUCACCUGGAGCCUCAUCUGACCAUGUCAGGCCUCAAAAGACAUCAGCUGAUCGACCCUGUGGAGAACCUGGAAGGCAGGAUGUGUACGAAGCACGAUAAACCUCUGGAGCUGUUCUGUAAGACCGACCAGACAUGUGUCUGCAUGCUCUGCACUGUUUUAGAUCACAAGACACAUGAUGUUGUUCUUCUGACAGAAGGAUAUGAAGAAAAGAAGGUGGAACUUGGGAAUACAGAAGCUGAAAUUGAGGAGAUGAUCCAGAAGAGACGACUGAAGAUUGAGGAGGUCAAACACUCAGUUGACCUCAGUGAGGAAGAUGCAGACAUAGAGAUAGCAGAAGGUAUUCGGGUCUUCACUUCUUUAAAGGAGUCUGUUGACAGAGGUCAGACCACUCUCAUCAAAACAAUAGAAGAGAAGCAGAAAACAACAAAAAGAAAGGCUGAAGCUUUUGUCAAAGAGCUGGAACAGGAAAUCUCUGAGCUGAAAAAGAGAAGAACAGAGGUGGAGCAGCUCUCACGCUCUGAAGACCACCUCCAUCUUCUCCAGAGUGUCCAGUCCCUAAACACCAUCCACCCUCCACCCACCAAGGACUGGACAGAAGUCGGAUUUUCGUCACCGUCAUAUGAAGGGAUUGUAGUGAGAGCUGUGGCAAAACUCGAGGAGACCCUUGGUGAAGAGACUAUCGAGCUCCUCCAAGCAGAGCUGUGGAGGGUCCAGCAGUAUGCAGUGGAUGUGACUCUUGAUCCUGAUACAGCACAUCCUAAUCUCUUCCUGUCUGAUGAUGGGAAACAAGUGAGUAAUAGUGAUCUGAAGAAGAAUGUUCCAGACAACCCAAAGAGAUUUGAUGUUUGGAAUUGUGUUUUAGGAAAGCAGAGUUUCUCUUCAGGCAGAUUUUACUUUGAGGUUCAAGUUAAAGGAAAGACUUCCUGGGAGUUCGGUGUGGUCAGAGAGUCGAUCGACAGAAAGGGAGGCAUGCCACUGAGCCUUGGGGAUGGUUUUUGGACGAUAUGGUUGACAAAUGGAAAUGAGUACGAAGCUAAUGACCACUUUAUUCUCUCUCUGAAGUCUCAGCCUCAGAAGGUGGGGGUGUUUGUGGAUUAUGAGGAGGGUCUGGUCUCCUUUUAUGGCGUAGAUGCUGCAGUCCUUAUCUACUCCUUUACUGGCUGCUCCUUCACUGAGAAACUCUUCCCAUUCUUCCAUACUGGUAGGAAUGAAGGUGGUAAAAACCCUGCCCCUCUGAUCAUCUCUCCUGUCAGAGUAAACUAAUCACUGAUCUCAUUUCAGGUAUUGAUUUGUUUUCAAUAAAAGGAACAAAUGUACAUAUUCAUAUAUUUUACAUCUUAUUUUCUACAGAAUCUGUUUCCGGUGGUGACUGAUUUACACUUUAUUCCAUUUAUUAUCAUAUGGUUAAAUGUGCAGCAAUUCUUUGCAAUUUGAAUCAAACUUCAUCUUGACAUAUUUGGUGUCUUUAGAAACUGAUUUCUUCUGGAAGUUAUAAUAACUGUCUGUGGGUUUAACAGAGGUUUAAAUAGAUAUCGUUCACAUAACGUGUGUCAUGAUGCAUCAAAUUAAUGUGUUGAUUAUGUAAUCGGAUACACAUUUGUAUUUGAUGGGCAACAUUAUGCUGAAUAUUUCAUUAUGUCAUGAAGCUUCAUUUAAGAGUAAGGCCUAGUACAUCCCAUAGUGUUUACAGAACACAGUUUGUGUCAUUAUACCGGGUAUAAAAAAUUAAUGGAUGUUUCUAUCUUGUGUGAAAAGUGUUUUGGAUAAUUACUGGUCACUUUGGCCAUUUUUUUAUUUGUUUCAUGAAUUGUGUAAGAUGGUUUAUGAGUCAAAGAAAUCUGUAAAUAUGUGAUUGUAAAAUAAAGUAGUUGUUGAACACAAGGCCUGAGUAAGCAGUGAUUUGAGCACUAAACACUGAACAGAAAAGCUGGUUUACACAGAAGUUGUAUUUCAUUACAAAUACAUUGUUUUCCUGUGACUGCUUCAAAAUAAAAGCCUUGAUGUGUUUCA